Drosophila subobscura is the source of this 527-nucleotide messenger RNA. RefSeq lists its product as uncharacterized. Lineage: Eukaryota; Metazoa; Arthropoda; Insecta; Diptera; Drosophilidae. The record is from RefSeq and is a predicted model, not a curated record. The transcript has 2 exons. Bases 193 to 498 code for a protein of 101 amino acids.
AGCCGUUUCGAAGUGUCGUCAGAAAACAAUUUUGGCUCUGUGCAAUCGGAGAGCAAGUGUGCAUGUGUUCAUGUUGUUAUAUGCAUAAAUAUUCAGCAAAUAACAAUCACAUUUGCCGAAGCUUGAGAAGCUCAGACUAAAAACAAAAUUAGACGCAUAUCUAUUAAAUUAUGAUACGAUUUUUGUAGGCAUAUGAUAGACACGAUGGACGUAAUUUCUACUUUGAUGAGCAAAGCCACGACGAAAAUUGUAUUGUUUUGCUUCCUUAUCUCGUUCGUGUCUAUACUAUUUGCGCUAUGCGUAUCUUUACCAUUAAAACAGAGAAGCUCGGCAUGUAUGGCCAUUAAAACCUGCGAUCCAUUUCAGCCCAUGUGUGCAACCUCCAAAAAUGACCAUCAGUUUUUCUACAGCCAGUGCGAAAUGGUUCGCGACAUCUGUCUAACCGGGAAGGAUUGGAAAUCGGACUUCUUAAGCCAUUGCAACGUCAGGAAGCUUUAGCAAGAUAAAUAUAAAUGUAUAUACGUACA